AAGCUUAUCUAACAGAUGAAGAAUUGAAAAAUCGUUGUUUGCAAAAGCUUGAAACUUUUUUGAAAGAAGCUCACCUAACAGAUGAAGAAUUGAAAAAUCGUUGUUUGCAAAAGCUUGAAACUUUUUUGAAAGGUUGUGGAAGAAGUUUUCUGGAUUUUCCAACAAUGCCAAUGCCUGUUUAUAAUAUAGAAGAAGUUGAUAACAAUAAUAGAUUAAUACGGGAUAAAUUGCGUUAUAAUAAACGCGCUUUGGCAGAGGAACAUCAACAAUUAGUAAAGAAUUUGACAGAUGAGCAAAAGUCAGUUUAUGAAAAAAUAAUAAGAGAUGUGAAUGAAGACAAAGGUGGGUUUUUCUUUUUAUAUAGUUUUGGAGGAACGGGCAAGACUUUUAUUUGGAGAACUCUAUCUUCUGCCAUAAGAUCUAGAGGAAAUAUUGUCUUAACUGUUGCAUCUAGCGGGAUUGGAUCUUUGUUGUUACCAAGUGGUCGAACAACUCAUUCAAGAUUUGUGAUUCCUCUAAAUGUAACUGAAGAUUCAACAUAUAAUAUAAAGCAAGGUACUCCUAUAGCAAAUUUAAUUAUUAAGGCAAAGUUGAUUAUCUGGGAUGAGGCACCCAUGAUGCAUAGAUAUUGUUUUGAAGCUCUUGAUAAAACUUUAAGAGAUAUUCUUAGGUUUAAAGAUGCGUCCAAUUUACACCGACCAUUUGGAGGUAAAACAAUUAUUCUUGGUGGUGACUUCAGACAAAUAUUACCUGUUAUUCCAAAAGGUAGUAGGCAAGAUAUUGUUAAUGCUUCUCUCAAUUCUUCUUAUUUGUGGCCUCACUGUCAACUGUUAAAGUUAACAAAGAACAUGAGAUUGCAAGGUAAUGAAAUAGGGACACAUCUAGAUGAGUUGAGAGUUUUUUCAGAUUGGAUUUUGGCAAUUGGCGAUGGUAUAGUUGGUACUUCUGUUGAUGGCAAUGAAAAAGUCCAAAUACCAGAUGAUCUUUUGAUAAAACAAUCCGUUGAUCCAACAUCUGCAAUUGUAGAAAGUACGUAUCCGAAUUUCAACAGUCGUUGCAAUGAUAUAGGAUACCUACAACAAAGAGCCAUUCUUACUCCAACUCUUGAUAUGGUGGAAUCAAUCAACGAAUAUAUGAUUUCCCUUAAUGAAAGUUCUGAGAAAUCAUAUUUGAGUUCCGAUACAAUCUGGAACUCUAACAGUACUUAUUCAGCACUGGAACAUGUACACACUCCUGAAUUCUUAAAUACAAUUAAAUGUUCUGGAGUUCCAAAUCAUGCUCUUACGCUAAAGGUUGGUAUUCCAGUAAUGUUAUUAAGAAAUAUUGAUCAGUCAGCAGGAUUAUGUAAUGGAACAAGGUUGAUCAUAACUAAACUUGGAAAUCAAGUUAUUGAAGCAAAGGUUUUAGCGGGACAGAUGGUUGGACAGAAAAUGUUUAUUCCAAGAAUGACAUCGACGCCAUCUGAUGCUAGAAUUCCAUUCAAGUUCCAGCGAAGACAAUUUCCAAUCAUUGUAUUUUUUGCCAUGACAAUCAACAAAGCCAAGGACAGUCAUUGUCUCAUGUGGGAUUAUUUUUUAAAAAAACAGUUUUUACACAUGGACAGCUAUAUGUUGCUCUUUCUCGAGUGA
Nicotiana tabacum (common tobacco) is the source of this 1628-nucleotide messenger RNA. The record is from RefSeq and is a predicted model, not a curated record. NCBI's taxonomy places the organism in Eukaryota, Viridiplantae, Streptophyta, Magnoliopsida, Solanales, Solanaceae.